AUGCCUCGGCUGGGAUUGGGCACCACCAUGCUGAAUGGGGAGAAGGGAAAGGAAGCCAUAUUGGAAGCCUUCCGCUUGGGAUACCGCCUGGUGGACACUGCACAGUCCUACGGGAACGAGGCCGGUUCAGGGGACACUGCACAGAGGCUGUUUACCUGCUCGCUCCAAAUCCAUGGUCGGACUUCAGAGGCAGAGCUUGGCUCCGCCUGGCGUUCCUCCGGCUUGCCGCGCCACCAGCUCUUCCUCGUGACGAAGCUCUCAGAGGAUGAAGGCUGCCGUCGAAAGAGGGCCAAGGACCUGGAAGAGCUCUACGACGAGGGUGUGGUGCGGUCCCUGGGUGUGUCGAACUUCAACCUGGAAGAGCUGAAGCGAUUCAACAGUCAUGUGCGCGUGAAGCCACAUGUGGUACAGAACAAGUUUUCCAUCUACCACCGUGGAUGGGCCCCAGUGCAGACGCAGGAUGUAGCUCAAAAGCUGCUGAGCUGGGGAGUGGUGCUGAUGGGCUACUGUAACUUGGACGCGUAUCCUCAUGUGCUCCAGCCACUUGAAGAUGUCCAUGUGAAGAAGAUCGCCCAAAAACACCACCGCACGGUGGCACAAGUGCUGCUGCGCCACGCCUUGCAGCACGGUACCGUGACUCGACUCCCGACGACGCGAUGUUCCGUGGGUCCCGACCGUCGGACGUCGGGACGAACGUGGUAG
Molecule: messenger RNA, 702 nt
Organism: Durusdinium trenchii
Lineage: Eukaryota; Dinophyceae; Suessiales; Symbiodiniaceae
Source: the annotation of a GenBank genome assembly